GGCAUCCCGGUCGUGCAGCCUUACCACCGGGACGCCAAGCUGCUGGUCAAAGGGGGCAUCCAGAGCGUCUCCUGCAGCGUCAGUGCGGACACCAGCCAGAAGCCCAACGUGCUGAAGCAGAGGAACGGGUUCCCCCCCAACUUCAUCCACUCGCUGGACUCCUCCCACAUGAUGCUCACCGCCCUGCACUGCUACAGGAAGGGCCUGACCUUUGUGUCCGUCCACGACUGCUUCUGGACACACGCGGCCGACGUCCCCGUCAUGAACGAGGUGUGCCGCGAGCAGUUCGUCCACCUGCACAGCCAGCCCAUCCUGCAGGACCUGUCCCGGUUCCUGGUGCAGCGGUACUGCCCCAGCCCCAGCCCCAGGUCGCAGAAGCUCUCCCAGCGCCUCCACGCCACCAGGCUUCGGGAGACGCUGCUGGCGGUGCCCGAGACGGGGGCCUUCGACCUGGAGCAGGUGAAGCACUCCACCUACUUCUUCAGCUGAGCGCCGCCCCGCCCCCCCCCCAAUAAAGCCGCGGCCGCCCUGCCGGG
This is a messenger RNA of Oryctolagus cuniculus (rabbit), 536 nucleotides long. Lineage: Eukaryota; Metazoa; Chordata; Mammalia; Lagomorpha; Leporidae. The record is from RefSeq and is a predicted model, not a curated record.